UGUGCUGUCUUCUCUUGGCAAGUUUCUAUCAUUUCUCUGCAAUGGGUACAAAGGAACUUGAAGUUUCUUCCCUCUCCUCAACCAGAUGGUGGUCCGAGGAUACUAUUGCUGUUGUCACCGGAGCAAACAAGGGGAUUGGUUUUGCAAUUGUUAAGCAGCUUGCAGAGCUAGGAUUAACUGUGAUCCUGACAUCUAGAGAUGUAUCUAGGGGUCAACAAGCAGUCCACUCACUCAGAGCUCAAGGACUUGAUGUGCUAUUCUGUCAACUGGAUAUAUCAGAUCCUGCUUCAAUCGAUAUCUUCGUUUCAUGGUUGAAAGAAGAGUUUGGAGGACUGGAUAUUCUCGUAAACAAUGCGGCAGUGUCAUUCAAUAGGAUCGGUGAGAACUCAGUGGAGCAUGCUGAAACAGUAAUCAAGACCAACUUCUAUGGGCCAAAGCUGCUGACAGAGGCUCUUCUACCAUUGUUUCGUCGAUCAGCUUCCAUAAGCCGGAUACUGAACGUUAGCUCACGACUGGGUUUAUUAAAUAAGGUAAGAAACCCUCAAGUACGAGAGCUUCUGCAAGAUGAAGAAGGGCUUUCAGAGGAACGCGUGGAGUCCAUGGUGAGACAGUUCCUCAAAGAUGUGAGAAGUGGGACAUGGGAAGACCAAGGCUGGCCUGUAAACUGGACUGACUACUCUGUGUCCAAGCUUGCUUUGAAUGCUUAUUCUAGGCUUCAGGCAAAGCGCCAUGAGGGGAGAGGUAUGAGCGUGAACUGCUUCUGUCCGGGAUUCACUAGGACGUCCAUGACUCGUGGCAAGGGAUAUCGCACGGCCGAGGAGGCCGCCGGAGUUGCCACCAGGCUUGUCCUUCUCCCACCUGAUAAGCUUCCGACCGGGAACUUCUUCAUUGAAAGUAACCCUUCCAUAUAUUCAAAGCUGUAGCUAGCACUACUGUGAGUGAAUGAAUAAUAUUCAUUGUUGGUUUCAAGUGGGGACGACAGGACAGAAGCCAUUAAUUCACAUAUGAGGCAUGUAGCUCCCUUCUCUUUCCAUAUUUUUGGGAAAUGAGGAUGAAGAUAUCACACAUGUAAACGAUUAAUGUUCUCAAUCAGUAUUUUACAGUUUCA
This is a messenger RNA of Nelumbo nucifera (sacred lotus), 1108 nucleotides long. Its product is annotated as short-chain dehydrogenase/reductase 2-like. Gene Ontology annotation, cellular component: membrane. The record is from RefSeq and is a predicted model, not a curated record. Gene Ontology annotation, molecular function: oxidoreductase activity, acting on the CH-OH group of donors, NAD or NADP as acceptor. Lineage: Eukaryota; Viridiplantae; Streptophyta; Magnoliopsida; Proteales; Nelumbonaceae.